AUGACCAGCAGACAGCUUCCACUGUACUUUCAGCCGGUGGAUGCUCCUGUGGCCAAGGCUGUCAAGAAGCCCAUCCAGAGACAUCUGUGGUAUCUGACAGAGCCACUCAUUGUUCUCGGCCUCUUUGAUAGCCAUCUUGGAUGUGAUAUGAAAGCUGCCAUGGCUGUUCAGCUCCAGACUUCCUUGAAGCCACCAGUCUACACCCCUGGAAAGCCGACCUUUCCACGUACAGCUGUGCUUCUAGGGGAUACCAGCCUUACCUCCCUGGUGGGAACACAUUCCUGGCUGCUAUUCGACCUGCUGGGUGAGACUGGGCACUGGCUGGCCUUGCCCCCUGGCCACUGGGACAAGGAUGAUGAUUUUGCCAUUUGGGAUAGCCUAGUGGACGACUACCUGCCUGUACCAAAACCUGCAGAUUGGCAGGAGAUUGCUCAAGGAAUUAGGGAGAGGUGGAACUUCCCCAACUGUGUGGGGGCCAUGGAUGGGAAACACAUACUGAUCCAGGCACCACUGGUUGAUGUUGGGGCUUUUGGUAGGAGCAGUGAUGGAGGGACCCUUGCUGCCUCUGCCUUUGGAGAAGCUCUGCGGGAGGAGAAGCUGGGUCUCCCAGAAGAUGCUCCUCUUCCAGGUGCUGACCAUCUGGGAUCUUUGCCUCAUGUGUUUGUGGGAGAUGAGGCUUUUCCCCUCAGGAGGAAUCUGCUAAGGCCCUACCCUGGAAGACACCUUUCCCAACCAAAGAGCAUCUUCAACUACCGCCUAUCACGAGCCAGGCGAGUAGUUGAGAAUGCCUUUGGUAUCUUUGCUGCACAAUGGAGGAUCGACCACCGGGUAAUUGGGGUGUGCCCUGAAAAUGUGGAUGCCAUUGUGAAAGCCACGGUGGCCCUUCACAAUUUUCAGAGGUGGAACAACACAACAGAAGCCCCUGUCCCAGCGGAUGACCAGCCCAUCCCUGCUUUUAGAGAUGUGAGGAGAAUGGGUGCAAACAACUCUGCCCAACAGGCCACAGCUGUACGGGAGGCCUUCUGCAGCUACUUCUCCUCUCCCGCUGGUGAAGUUCCCUUGCAGAACACUUGAACAUCUGUCGUCUCUGCAACCCAC
Thalassophryne amazonica is the source of this 1098-nucleotide messenger RNA. Its product is annotated as protein ALP1-like. The transcript has 4 exons. The record is from RefSeq and is a predicted model, not a curated record. The coding region runs from base 1 to 1074 and encodes 357 amino acids. NCBI's taxonomy places the organism in Eukaryota, Metazoa, Chordata, Actinopteri, Batrachoidiformes, Batrachoididae.